UUUGUGACCGUCAUAGGCUCACAGCUAACUGCCGAACUAAUAAACGCACACUCUUCAUUUUAGUCGCAACUCAAAAUCUUUCAAAGUGAGAUCAAUUCCAAAUCUGCUCGAGCGAUCUUUUGAAAUUGAUAUGGUUUUCUUUAGCAGAAAGACCAGAUUUCACAACAGGACUCGAAGGUCCAUUUCGAUUAAGCCUUUGCGUUGUUCAGUUGGGCAUGAAAUUGAAGGUGAUGAGAUUAUAAUAAAGCCUAACGGACUAUUGAAAGAGAAGGCUACUAAGUUCUCUUUCGAAGGGACGAUUCCUGAUCUUCGUGGUUUUCUGCUUGUUACAAUGGUAGGGACUAAUCAUUCUGCCACUAUCACAGCUAAACACGUGCGACUUUGUGCUGAUAUAUUUUUUAAUGGCAAUAAAAAGACUGGACUUACUAUCACCGCCAUCACAGAAGAGCUUUGGGAUUAUAAGCCUUUCAGUUGGAUUUCAAGAAACAAUGUUGAAAGGAAAGAAAUUCAGAUAUACCCUGCAGUUCAAUUGAGCAAUUCAGAUGAAAUUGCUGCAGUUUAAAAUAAGAGCUAGGCGUCGUUCAUCAACAAUUCUCUCUGCAUUACUUUUCCUGGUGAUUUGGUGGGGUUCUGGAUGUAACGGCAUCUUGGUCUCUAUGGCAUUUAGGCAAUUUUGUAUGUAAUGGUUGGAUGUGUGUGAUUCGUCUAGAGAUAUCUUUUCCAAGAAUUAUGAUGAUAAAAUCUUGAAUUAAUUGUGAAUAUUUACAUGUCAUUUAGUUGAGGAAUGUUGUCUUAAAAUUAAUUAAUGUUAUUCUUGUCUAUGUAAUGUACUAGUACUACUGCGUAGAGCAAUCUUUAUUAACGAAAAAUGUACAGAAAAAAGAAAAUUGUAUAAAGUUGAAGAGGAGUUGUAAGAAA
This is a messenger RNA of Jatropha curcas, 918 nucleotides long. RefSeq lists its product as uncharacterized. The record is from RefSeq and is a predicted model, not a curated record. NCBI's taxonomy places the organism in Eukaryota, Viridiplantae, Streptophyta, Magnoliopsida, Malpighiales, Euphorbiaceae.